This is a messenger RNA of Gasterosteus aculeatus aculeatus (three-spined stickleback), 2698 nucleotides long. Its product is annotated as gastrin-releasing peptide receptor. Gene Ontology annotation, biological process: G protein-coupled receptor signaling pathway. NCBI's taxonomy places the organism in Eukaryota, Metazoa, Chordata, Actinopteri, Perciformes, Gasterosteidae. The record is from RefSeq and is a predicted model, not a curated record. Gene Ontology annotation, cellular component: plasma membrane. Gene Ontology annotation, molecular function: neuropeptide receptor activity.
AUGUUUUAGAUGCCUCAUAGCCAUGCCAAGAUUUACCAUUGCACCACAUCCAGCUAUUGACAAAACGGCACUUUUUCUUAAAUUCAAUAAGCAUAUGGAUCGUUCUUGCAUGUUGUGCGGCUGAGCACAGCAGGGACACAACACUCUGAAGCAGGACACAGAAUGGUGAUCCCAGCACUGGCGCCUUCUCUCGGAAACCCGCCGGCGUCGCGCAGCGUCACAGCUCUCCACGGCGCGGACGAUGUGGUUCACCGGCGUGGUCGUCGCUUCGGUCUACGGCGUCAUCGGCGUUCUGGGACUGAUCGGCAACGUCACGCUCAUCAAGACGUUCUGCUCCACCAAAUCCAUCCGCAACGUGCCCAACCUGUUCAUGUCCAGCCUCGCCCUCGGGGACGUGCUGCUGCUGGUGACCUGCGCGCCGGUGGAUGCCAGCCGCUACCUGUCAGAGGAGUGGCUGUUCGGCAGGGUGGGCUGCAAAGUCAUCCCCUUCAUUCAGCUCACCUCGGUUGGCGUGUCCGUGUUCACCCUCACCGCCCUCUCCGCUGACAGGUACAGGGCCAUCGUGAAGCCCCUGGACAUCAAGGCAUCGAGCAGCACCACCAUCAUCGUCCUACGGGCGGCUCUCAUCUGGCUCCUCUCCCUGGUCCUGGCUAUCCCCGAGGCCGUCUUCUCUGACCUCCACACCUUCGUCACCUCCACCAAUGAGAGCUUCGUCACCUGCGCCCCCUAUCCGCAUGCGGGGGAACUGCACCCCAAGAUCCACUCCAUGGCCUCCUUCCUCAUUUUCUACGUCAUUCCCCUGCUGAUCAUAUCCGUGUACUACACCUUCAUCGCCCGCAGCCUGAUGAAGAGCGCCUCAAACCUGCCGGUGGAGGGGAACUUACACGCCAGACGACAGGUUGAAUCAAGGAAGCGCUUAGCCAAGACAGUGCUGGUGUUUGUUGGUCUCUUUGCAGUGUGCUGGCUGCCCUGUCACGUCAUCUACUUGUACCGCUCCUAUCACUACUCCCAGGUGGACACUUCCCUGGUUCACUUUGUGUGCAGCAUCGUCGCUCGUAUCCUGGCCUUCACCAACUCCUGCCUCAACCCGUUUGCCCUUUAUCUCCUGAGUGACACCUUCCAGAAGCAGUUCAACCGGCAGCUGUGCUGCUGCUGCCACAUGAUGCUGAGACGCUCCUCGCAGAGCCACACUCACUGUAACACACACGGGACGUCGGUACGCAGCACCCAUCACUCCAUGGGGAGCCUCAGCAUGAUCAAUGGCAGGCGGGUCUAUCAGGAGGAUUGCGUGUAAAUUGUGUUUCUGUGUUUCUGCCUCUUUGCUUUUGAGUCAGUGACUGCAUUACUGUUGUUAAUGUCAGUUUAAGAACCAUGCAUGAAGAUAUAUGGUUGAGUAGUUGGGGUACUCCGGUGUUUAAAUAUUGCACUUCUGUAAAGUUCAGGGCCUUGAAGGAGCCAUUGUCUUUGUUAAAAGAAUGGUGGUUGAAGCAUGUGUCCAGAAAUUGUAUUAAAACGUGUAUGAAAAAUUAGUUUACCUGCCUUAAGUUAUUAUGUUGACAGGCACUGUGCUUAAAGUGGAGAAGGUUUAACGUUUUUGUACCACACGGCUGUCAUAAGGAUAAAAGGAUAAAGGUUAAUUACCAGUCAUUUAUGAUUUAGACCACUGAGGUUUUCUUGAACAAGGACUAAAAACUUUCUCAUCAACUCACUGCUGAGCAUCCAGACGUUGCUAUGACAAAAGAGUCAAAAGCCAUGCGAGUAGCUAGGAGACAGGGUUGACCUUUCCCGUAACGCAACAUGGCAGAAUCUCUGGGCUACACCCCGUGCACCUGGGAAAUACGAUAUCUUUAGAUGCGAUCACCACACAAGUUAUGAACGCCGAAGCUGAAAUAAAAGAUAUUAGCUGGGGCAUUUUCUUUGACUCAGUAAAGUUCCUCCAGAACCACAGAAGACAUAAAUGACUAUUUUUCACAAGCGGAGUUUAACUUGAGUAAUAUUUGUGCAGCGUCCCUUUAAAGGACUUUCUACCCAGAAGUCAGAGAAUAUAUUUUACUUUCCUGUCAUCAACUUGCAGCUGUCAGUGCAAACUGUUUGCAAACUGUUAGUGCAAAGUAACGAUUACUUGCAAACUUACCAAUUUAUAAUGAAAGCGAACUGCUAUGUUUCCGGUUCAAAGCUGUUGGUCGGUACAACGUUAGGGACUGUAACCGACGUAGCUGCUAUAUUUAUGUAAAGAAUACAAAAUGUUGCUGCUGCAUGAUUUAAAAGUCGGUGUGCUCUUAAAUGUGAUAUUGGUCUACAUUGGCAUGUAUAAUUGUGAAGCUUGAUGUGUUAUAUUCUGGCUGCAUUGUGCUGCAGUAUGUAUGUGAUAUCUUUGAAAUAAAUGCUGUGAGGAUACUUGUGACAUUCUCAGUGUACCUUUAGAAAUGUAUCUUAAAUGUUAGCCGUCCUCUGCUUACUGAAUGUGGAUUUUAGCAGUGACUCGGGUGUAAAGAGAGCGAAAAAUGUAAACGCAUGUGUUAGAAAUCUCAUUUGUCACUUGGUAUUGGAUUACGCAAUAUGGUUUUAUAUUCUUUGUAGUCGAGUGUUCGCACAAUUUGCAUGCAGUCCUCAAGGAAAUUAAAUUGACAGACCUUGUUUACUUCAAAAAAUGUUGCACCUCUUUCACAUGGAAUCAAUAAACAUUGUGUUCAAAUGA